Messenger RNA from Batrachochytrium dendrobatidis JAM81, 1407 nucleotides. RefSeq lists its product as uncharacterized. Gene Ontology annotation, cellular component: mitochondrion. NCBI's taxonomy places the organism in Eukaryota, Fungi, Chytridiomycota, Chytridiomycetes, Rhizophydiales. The coding region runs from base 14 to 1288 and encodes 424 amino acids. Gene Ontology annotation, molecular function: flavin adenine dinucleotide binding; acyl-CoA dehydrogenase activity. The transcript is spliced from 12 exons. The record is from RefSeq and is a predicted model, not a curated record.
AUCCUGACCAGCAAUGUUUCGAUUGAUUGCAACCAAAUCUGUCACUGCAGCUACUGUUCGAGCAUCCAAAAGGACUGCUGGAACCAUUUCUGUUAAUGUUCAACGAAUGUUCUCUGCUUCUUCGGCCAGUCGCAAUGCAUUAGGCUCGCUCUUUACUUUCACUGAAGAUGAAAUGCAACUCAAGGAUGCAGUUGCUAGAUUUGCCAAAAAAGAGGUUCAGCCAUUGGUUCACGAAAUGGACGAGAAAGAGAUGCUUGACAAGAGAGUUCUCAAGGGACUUUUUGACCAAGGAUUGAUGGGCAUUGAAACCCCUACUGAUUAUGGUGGCUCGGAGAGCUCGUUUAUGUCGGCAAUUCUCACAAUUGAAGAGCUUGCCAAGGUGGAUCCUUCUGUAAGUGUGAUUUGCGAUGUUCAAAACACUCUUGUGAAUACUCUUUUCAAAAGGUACGGCACUGCCUCUCAAAAGGAAAAGUAUCUGACUGGGCUUGCCACAGACAAGGUUGGAUGUUUCUGUUUGUCCGAAGCUGGAUCUGGAAGUGAUGCCUUUGCACUGCAAACUUCUGCAGUUAAAAAGAAUGGCAAAUACAUUAUUAAUGGAUCAAAGAUGUGGAUCACCAACUCGUACGAAGCCGAAAUAUUCCUUGUGUUUGCCAAUGUCGAUCCAUCUCAAGGAUACAAGGGCAUUACUUGCUUUAUCGUUGAAAAAGAUAUGGGCGUAAAAGUGGCCAAGAAAGAAAUCAAACUUGGUAUUAGAGCCUCAUCUACUUGUUCUCUCUCGUUUGACGAUGUGGAAGUACCUGCUGAAAAUGUUCUUGGAGAGGUCGGUAAAGGAUACAAGUAUGCUAUUGAGAUAUUGAACGAGGGUCGUAUUGGUAUUGCCGCGCAGAUGUUGGGUCUUGCUCAAGGUGCAUUUGACAAUGCGUUACCAUACAUGUACCAGCGUAAGCAGUUUGGUCAGGCAAUCGGUGAUUUUCAGGGUAUGCAAUUCCAAGUAGCUCAAGUUGCUAUGGAGAUUGAAGCUGCGCGUCUUCUUACUUACAAUGCUGCACGUCUCAAGGAAGAAGGCAAGAGCUUUGUCAAGGAGGCUGCUAUGGCCAAACUGUAUGCUUCUCAGGUUGCUGAAAAGUCUGCAUCCAAAGCGAUUGAAUGGGUUGGUGGUGUCGGAUUCACCCGUGAAUUUCCGAUUGAAAAGUUUUACCGUGACUGCAAGAUUGGUGCCAUUUACGAGGGCACAUCCAAUAUUCAGCUGCAGACCAUUGCAAAAUUGCUCAAGCCAAUGUAUACCUAAGUUUUUGAAACAUUUUCAUUUACAGAAUAGCGUAUGAAGCAAAAGUAGCAGAUUUGCGAAGCUUUGUUCAUUUUUAUUCGUGAAUAAACAGCGUGAAGCAUAGCUGCGAAGCGUGAUUU